Musca domestica (house fly) is the source of this 4505-nucleotide messenger RNA. RefSeq lists its product as uncharacterized. NCBI's taxonomy places the organism in Eukaryota, Metazoa, Arthropoda, Insecta, Diptera, Muscidae. Gene Ontology annotation, molecular function: protein binding; guanyl-nucleotide exchange factor activity. The coding region runs from base 424 to 4218 and encodes 1264 amino acids. The transcript is spliced from 8 exons. Gene Ontology annotation, cellular component: cytoplasm. The record is from RefSeq and is a predicted model, not a curated record.
ACUCCAUACACCAGGGUUUUGUUAGUCUUACUCUAAACGUCUACGGGAACGUAUCUCGAACUAUGCCCACAGAAUGGAUUACCGUUAACGAAGCAGCUAGCGAUCUUAAUGUUUAAAUCUCGCUCUCAUGAAUUGGAAGCGUAAAUGAAACGUAAAAAAAAGACGCGCGUGACUUCCUCCCAAAAAAUAAAUAAUAAAAAGUGCAUUCUAUGAAAAACGACAGAAAGAAAGAAAAAUAAAUUAAAAAAUAUAUGAAAAACGCAAAAAAAAUUAAAUAACCCAAAUUCUUGAUGCAUUUAAAUUGUUGAGUGUUUGUGUGUGUCGUCUAUCUGUGUUCCCAAAGUGCAUUUCACUGGCAAUUGCAACGGCUACAAUAACAACUGCAACAAUAUUUGCCGCAUACCCCCAAUGUGAAAUGUUAUUAUGCUAACCCAUGGGGACCGUAUUAUAAUACGGCAAUUGUGGAUAUACGUUUUACGUGCUCAUAAAACCAAACGUUACAACUUUAUAAGCGUUAAAAGGUGUUCAAAUUACCAAUGCAACAGCAACAACUACAAUAAUAGUGGAUGUGUCAUUUUAACAACAACAAAAACACCAACAACCUUUUUACACCACAAUUUCAUUGUAAUCUUAGUCAUUGUCGUUGUACAACAACCAUUUUGCCAUAAAAUGUUAAAUCGUAAAGGUUCAUAUACCCUAACAUGUGCAAAACUGUCACAGACUUCAUCGCCAGCAGCUGCCGCAACAAUGUUGUCAACAAUUGAAUCCGCAUCCUGUUUAUCAUUUAUAGCCACCACAAAUAUGGAGGAAACAUCUUCACCGCCACCGGCAUGUUCUCCAUCGCCAUCCUCUACAUUAUCCUCAGCGUGUCAGUCGCCAUCCCCAGCCUCAACAUCACCACCCUCAUCGUUGGCGACAUCACGUAGAGCCAGCUCCCUGGCCAUGACAAAAAAACGCACAGCUCUUUUGGCCAAAUCAGCCUCGGCUGCAUCGGCCAUGCAACGACGUCAAAGAUUUCCUCGUACCGCAACAACAAAUGAUGGUGUCAGUGUAAUCGGUGUUCGCAAUGGAUUCCUCACAAAUUUGUCUCAACAAAUGCGUGCCGUUUCCAGUCCAUCUCUCACCGAUAUGGGAGAUCAUUGCCAAAGAGUACCAUCGAGCAGUUCAUCGUAUACGAAUAAUGCCACCACCCAAACAGCUAGUCAAGAAGAUUGUUGUCGGGCGAAUACGACAAAUAAUGUUGCAACAUCCGCGCCGGUGGUGGCCACCCAGAAUGUUGGAGUUUUACAGAAAUUCAAACGUACAUUAACCAACUUCAAUAAGCAUCAACAUCAGCAGCAGCAGCAGUCCAAUCAAGAGGCAACACACGGCGGAACUUCAGCGGCAGCGUCAUCUUCCUCCCAAGUCCCAAGUGGCGGCGACAACAAUUGUUGCAAUACAACAACAGCAACAAUGACAACAACAACAUCUGCCAGUGGCACAUUUCUAAUGCCCGAUACUGAAAUGUCAACGGAUGUCACCGAUUCGACGAGUAAUAAAUACAGAUUUGGUCCUUUGGUAUGGCGUUCGUCGAAGGAGCGACGCAAGACGAAAUAUAAUCGCCGUGAUAAAUGUAACAGCGGUGAUUCUGGCAUACAAAUUGAACUGGAAAAUGAUGAGCAAUUUGCCCGAGCCUUAGCGGCCAAUGGUGGCAGUGGCGGCUGUUUGAUGAUGAAUGGUUCACUGAAUACGAGUAAUGGCGUUACAUUAAUGUCAAAUGGACGUAAAUCAGAGGGAUUGAAUUCCCUCCGAUUUCGACAAGUACGCCGCACAAAUUCCGCCAAAGUAACUUCAAUGACCGAUCAAAGUGUAUCCGAGGUUCUGAACAAAGCCAAAAUGCUAAAACGCAUGGACAUCAAUGGUGAACGGGAGGCACCCGAAUCGUUGCCCACCAGGUCGUUGAGUCAACCCAAUGGCCUAGAGUCAUGUGGCAUGACACGUAAUGAUUUAGAUGACAGCGACAGUGAUAGUGUUACCUCACACGAAGAAGCCCCCUCCUGCUACUAUCCCAUCUACGCUGAAGUUCUGUACAAUUUCACCGCUGCCGGACCGCAAGAGUUGGGCUUGGAAAAGGGUACCUUAAUUGAGAUUUUGCGCAAAGAAAUCGGCCCCUGGUGGUUUGGACGCAUUAAAAAAGAGGAUGCCAGUUUAGUGGAGGAAAUUCUCGAUCCGGAAUUGGGCUGGUUUCCCAAAGAGUUUGUACGCGUUAUACACUCACCGGAAACAGAUGCAUUCUUCUUGCGUCAUCUAGCCGACGAGGAACAACGGCACAAAGACCAGCACAUUAACCACAUGCAAAUUAAUGAACAUUCAUCGUCCACCAUAGUGCAGCAGACUACCACCACAUCAUCCUCGAUAGUGGCGGCAACAUCUGGGGGCGUUGAUAAUCAAAUGUUGUUGAAUACAUCAUCGAGUGCUCCGUGUACACCCGUUAAUACCAGUUCAGAGGAUAAUUGUAAUACCACAAUUAUCGAUAAGCACAAUGUCACAACCAUUGUUAUUGAAACAUCAUCGCCGCCAUCCACAGCAUUGUUGUUGGAGCAGCAAAGCAGCGAAAGGACAAUGGAUCAGGAUGAACAGCAGCAGCAGCAACGUGAUGCAACAUCAACCACAACCACCACCCUAACAGCCAAUGGCCAAACGGUGUUAUCAACCUCACAAAGCCUUAAUGUCAUAAUGGGUAGUACUGAAAUAUUACGUCGUAGUGCUGUCAAGGAAUUAUUGGAUACCGAAGUUAAUUAUGUUAAGCUGCUGCAAGCUAUCUGCGAGGGUUAUCUGCCCGCCAUGAGCAAACGCAUUGAUAUCUUCUCACCAAACAGCAUACGCUUGAUUUUCUCCAACAUAACAGCUAUAUAUAAGUUUCAAAGGCGAUUUUUGGAGGCCUUGCGCAAGGGUAUUGAACAAAAUCAAGUUGGCAAGAUAUUUUUGAAAAUGCACAAAGGAUUUUUAUGUUAUUCAACAUAUUGCAACUCAUAUCCCAGGGCCUUGAUUGAAUUGGAAUCGUAUGAAAGGGUUAAGGAUGCUCGCACCAUAUUAGAUAAUUGUCGCGAAUCAGAAAACCUGGCCGAAUUACCCUUAUCCGCCCACUUGUUGGCCCCGGUGCAACGUAUCUGCCGCUAUCCCCUGCAUUUGGCUGAAAUAAUGAAAACAUCCGCCAAAGGUUCAGAACCCACACCAUUUAGCCUACAGGAAUUCGAACAAAUCGAUGUUAGCCAAUUGGAUAUACCCGAUACCACAGAGACCAUUGACAUGGCCCUGGAGGCAAUGAAAUCCAUAACCGAAGCUGUGAACGAAGGCAAACGCCACAGUGAAACCAUUGCCCGUCAUCAGGCGAGUUUUCAAAAUUUCAAAGGUCCUCCCUUGCAUUUGCACAGCACCCGAUUCUUUGUACAAAUCGAUGCAACACGCCAAAAACAAAAUCUCUGGAACAGUAGCUGUACAUUGUUUCUGUUCGACAAUCAGCUGGUCUACUGUAAAAGGGAUAUUAUUAAACGUUCCAAUUUCAUUUACAAGGGACGUAUUUUCCUCGAUCGUUGUCGUGUGGUCAAUGUAAGGGAUGGUAAAAUGUUCGGCCACACCAUUAAAAAUUCGUUGCGCAUUUAUUGUGAAUCCAGGGGGAAAUGGUUUGAUUUCAGCUUCCGUUCGGCCAAUCGUAAACAUAGAUUUUUAAAUACCCUGGCUUUGGAAAGACAAUUCAGUGGCAAGUCUUUAUACAUUUCGGAAAUGAUGAAUUUCGAUUAUGCCUUUGAGGAAAGAGAUUGUUCCGAUGAUCAAUCCGACUAUGAGGGAGCCGAAAAUGAACAACAAAAACUCAAAGAGUUUCUUUAUGAGGCUAACUUGAAUAAUGGCAACAACACCAAUACAUCGGGCGAAAGUUCAGUACCCGAAUCACCGGCCAAAUCUUUUAAAUACAGUGAUACCUUACCCAAAAAGUCUUCACAUCGUUUGGAGUCGACAGCAAAUAAUGAAACACAGACGGGAUCGCUGGGUAGGCGGCGUCUUGGCAAUUGGUUUCGCAAACCCAAAAGUACCGCCUCAACACCAAAUCAAUCGCCUACCCACAAAUCUCAUCCCCCAGCGGCACAUUCCACCGGUGAUUUACAGCUGAGCGGCACCAGUGAUAUCAAUGAAUCGUAUACAGUUCUCGAACAUGCAGACAAUGGAGGUGUGAGUUCUUAAAGGAAAGAGUGGAAAAUUCGCAAAAGUAUAAGGAGAGGAAUAAAAAAAAAACAAUAACCUUAAAAAUCCCUGAAUCUCAAGACUAUAAAUUUAAAAAGAAGAAUAUGUUUUCUUUUAAGUUUAAUAUUUUUCGAACAAAAUAUUUUAUGAAAAAAUAACACUCGAAAUUGUUAAGUUUUAAUUUUUAUUUGCUAAUGAUAGAACAAUGAAAUGGAAAACGAAAUGGGUGGGAAAUAUGAAAAUAGUUGGUUGAAUUUGAUUUCCCACAACCCACUUUUUAAUUUUAU